Fraxinus pennsylvanica is the source of this 2082-nucleotide messenger RNA. The record is from the annotation of a GenBank genome assembly. Lineage: Eukaryota; Viridiplantae; Streptophyta; Magnoliopsida; Lamiales; Oleaceae.
AUGGGGGCAAAAAUUGCAGGACACCUUGAAAUUAUAGCAGAGACAUUGGGAGCAGAAGAUGCCCAAGAUGUUUCUUUUGCUGGGGUUGGAUGGAAUAAUGAUCAGGAUAGUAGCGUAAAUGAAGAAAGUCCAUAUUCAGCUGCUGAAUCUGGUGUCAAGUCCAGUGAUUCAUCUACUCAAGUACCAGGAAGUACACAAGGAAAAUCUGAUAUAGGAUCUUCAAGGCUAUCUUCUUUAUUAAAAAUUGAUGAAGUGCGAGUGGCAGAGGACAGCAAAGAACUAAAUGAUAAUAGUGAAUACUUGAUCAAACCCCAUCUGUUGCCAUCGAGAUUUUCAGCACGGAUGGUUGCAAUGAUCUCUUGGUCUUUCACAAAAAAAAAGAGAGAAGAAGUUUUCAAAAAUUUGCUGGCACUGAAUCUUCCUAGAAACAGCAUUUUAGAUACAACAAUAUCUGGGUCAACAAGGAAGGAAAGCAAUGAAGGCAGCCUCCUUUUCAAGAUAACGGCAAAAUCCUUCUCCAAGAGGUGGCAAAAUGGAGAAAUUAGCAAUUUUCAGUACCUCAUGCAUCUCAGCACUCUGGCAGGCUGUGGGUACAGUGAUCUCACUCAGUACCCAGUAUUUCCUUGGUUCCUGGCAGAUUAUGAGAGUGAGAAUCUGAAUUUAUCAGAUCCCAAAUCUUUCCAUAUGCGAGGUGGGAUGAUCCAGAGGUUCCCAAAUUUCAUUAUGGUUCCCAUUAUUCUAGAGCUGGGAUUAUUCUUCUCUACCUUUUACGUCUACCUCCAUUUAGCAUCGAGAAUCAGAAGCUGCAGGGUGGACAAUUUGACCAUGCUGACCGUCUUUUUCAAUCGUAUACGUGAUGCCUGGUUGAGUGCUUAUGGGAAAGGCAAGACAUCAGAUGUCAAAGAACUAAUUCCAGAGUUCUUCUCUAUGCCGGAAUUUCUGUUGAACAGGUUCGAUCUUGACUUAGGACAGAAACAAUCAGGAGAGAAGGUUGGUGGUGAUGUUUUACCUCCAUCACCAUGGGACAAGGGCAGUGCUAGGGAGUUCAUUAAGAAGCAUAAGGAAGCUUUGGAGUCUGACUAUAUUUCACAGAAUUUGUAUCACUGGAUAGACCUCAUCUUCGGAUAUAAACAGAGAGGGAAGGUAAAUUUUUCCGCUUGUGAUCUCAUGCCUUCAGGCUUCAAUUUCCUUCUAUAUUCAUUCUUGGUUAAUUCCGACUGUAGUGUUGACAUAGACUCAAUUACAGAUCCUGAAACAAAAUCCUCGAUUCUGGCACAAAUUAAUCACUUUGGACAAACGCCAAAACAACUACUCUUGAAGCCUCAUGUGAAAAGGAAAACUGAAAGAAAGCUUCCUCCUCAUCUGCUAAAACACUCUAUGCAUAUUCUACCUCUUGAGAUAUGCAAGAACUCAUCUUUAAUAUCUCAAAUUGCGACGUUUAGUGACAAGAUUCUUGUGGCCGAUAGGCUUCUUUCUCCUCUUGAAAAUCUUCAUGGAGGGAACCAAAUCCAGUGGGCCAGUGCGAACCAUGAUGGUCAGAUUCUGGUCACUGGGGCAGACAAUGGUUUGAUUUGUGUUUGGAGAAUUAACGAAGAUGGACCUGAUAUUAUUAAUCGGUUGGAGUUGGAAAAGGCUCUUUGCACCCACUCAGGGAAAAUUACUUGCCUUCAACUUCCUGAGUUCCCUUCACCUAUUUCCGCAAUAUAUAUGAAUGACAUGACUGGUGAAAUUGUGACUGCAGCUGGUGUCAUGCUAUCCAUUUGGAGCAUUAAUGGGGAUUGUCUUGCCAUCGUGAAACACAUCACAACUUCCAUCAGAUCUCAUUCUUUCUCUUGCAGGUUAUACCUUCUCCGAUUGGCUGGAAACCAACUGGCUAUCGAAAUCAAAGAAAAUACAGAUCCUACAGGGUGGCUAGAACUUGGAGGUAAAGUUCCCGAGUACGUAUUCAUUCUAAACAAGGUGUUAAAAUCCCAUAAAUUUCCUAUUACUGCUCUACACAUCCCGAGGGACCUAAAACAGUUGUUGAGUGGGGAUUCUAGUGGUCAUCUGAUUUCAUGGACUUUACCUGACGAGAGCUCUUAG